UGUAGGCCAUGUGGUGCUGCCGCAAUGAAAGGGACGAGGGGACGAGCCCAAGCCAUGCCCACCGCGACCACGGCGAUGGCAAUGAUGGUUGAUCCGAUGAUCGGAUGACGGGGAUGUGCCGAUGCUGUCGAUGUUGCCCCGACGUCCAGCAACGAUGCCAACGUGCACUUCGUUGGACCCCGCAUCACUUCAACCAAACUCCAACACUCACCACUCCACACUCGUUUUCUCUACCCUUCCCUUGCUCGUCACGCCGCUCCUCCAGGCGGACCUGAACGACUUCUGGUUGUUGCAUCCUUUCCGUGAUGGCCAUGCUCUGGCUUCUUCGCGGUGUUUCUCUUUGACUUUAUGGCAUUGGUAGACGGUCGGUGACGCUACGAUGCGGUGGGGUAGCGGAGGUAGAGGUUGUUUUUUCGAGGCAGAUGGUACUUGUCGCGGGGAGUGGCGGAGGCGUGUUGGGGGAUUUGGAUGAAAUGACAAUGCAGUGUGUAGGGUGAUGUCCGGAUGACCGGGGCAGUCGGGGAUAUGGCACCAGAGGUAGUACAGGAUUAAUUGGCGGAGCAAGCGAGAGAGAGAGAAAGAAGGGCAGCGUGGAGGUGAUACAGGGCAGGAUUAUGGAGUGGAGGAGCUUGCGGUGGAUCGAGAAGGGGUUGCCUGUGGUGGAUCAGGUGGUGUGGUUAUUGCGGGAGCAUCGUUUUGUCAUGCACGUUGAACCUGGCUGGGUCUGUGGUCAGGGUUUUGCGAAGGUCGAACAGUAGGGAAGCGGCCGGAGGGAAGGUGGACAGCGAGCGGAAGCGGUGGAGUGGACGUGCUGAAGUUGCAAUCUACUAUGAGCGGUGGGGUUUGUGGUGUUGAAGUGUAGGGUUGAAGGGGCGGAGUCAUGCCGAUGAUGGAGGUCGGUGCGUGUCAGUUUGUAUGGUCGCCAUCGUCGGAUGGCGAUUACAGCAGUGAUGACGAUGACUCGAAUUCUGGGGUUUCUAGUGGCAGAGAUCGUAGGCUUUUAUAUCCGAUGCCCCAGUCGCAUUGGUUUCCACGAUCGUUUUCGUUUGGGCCAUAUGUGGCACCGGGAGUUUCGAGGCAUCGUAGUGGGGCCAGUGCACCGGCUAGAGCGUCGUCAAGGCAGCAUGCUGGAGCCAGUGCACCGCGAUUGCACAUCCAGGUCACCCGUUCGUUGGCAUACAAACUUACGAAGGAUAUAGUGGGGACGUAUCAAAACUGCAACCUCGAGUUUGCAUUUUCACCGGAUCUGAAUCCGAAACGAUACCUCACUGCUCCAUCGACAAUUGUUUCUGAGAAUGGGCUGGACAAUGAGAGGCAUGACCUUGUGCUGUAUUUCAAUCAGGUCCUGGUGAAUGACGAUGGCACUCGCAGAUAUGUUGUGAAAGAUCUUGUGGGUUCAGGUACGUUCGGACAGGUAGCAAAAUGUUACACGGAGGAGACGAAUGAGUAUGUUGCAGUGAAGGUGAUAAAGAAUCUGCCAGCUUACUGCACCCAAGCGCGGUUCGAGAUCGGAAUUUUGCACAUGCUAAACAGGGAAUAUGAUCCAAAUGACCAGUACCAUAUCGUUAGAAGCCUAGAUCACUUCCAGCACCAUGGACAUCUCUGCAUCGUGUUUGAGCUACUUACGGAGAACUUGUACGAGCUGUUGAAGAAGACGAGUUUGAAGGGCAUGUCGCUUGUAUUGGUUAGGAUGUUUACCAAACAGUUACUGAAAUCUCUGACUCUGCUGCGGGAAGCUAGAGUGAUACAUUGUGAUUUGAAGCCGGAGAACAUUCUUCUUAUCGAGAGUUUUCGGUCAGCGGAGUUGAAGCUUAUUGAUUUCGGGUCUGCGUGUAAGGAAGACCAUACGGUGUACACGUAUAUUCAGAGUCGGUUUUACAGGUCACCCGAGGUAUUGCUUGGUCACCGGUAUACGACCGCUAUUGAUAUGUGGUCGUUAGGGUGUGUGGCAGCCGAGCUUUUCCUAGGGCUGCCAUUGUUCCCUGGAGCUUGCGACUUCGACAUGCUGCUGUUUAUGAAGGAGAAACUUGAGAGUCAACCUAGUGAUCAUAUCUUGAGGAAUGCGAAUUUCACAAACAGGUUCUUCAAGCUUCUGACUGCUGCUCCUCAUGCUGAUCACAACCGCAGCGCUUAUCAGCUGCUGACAGUGGAGGAAUAUGAAGUGCGACAUAGGAGAACACCGGAGAUUGGGAGGAGGUACUUUCAUGGCACACUUGCUGAAGUGAUAAUGGGGUAUCACAUGAAGCCCAUGUCAGCGGCCGAGCAGAAAAGAGAGAUGCUGGCUCGAGAGAGCUUUGUGGACUUUCUGAAGGGCUUGAUCGAAUGUGACCCAAGGAGGAGAUGGUCACCUCAGCAGGCCGCACAACAUCCAUUUAUAACAGACGAGCCGUUCACUGGACCUUACGUUCCUGUUCCAGAGACUCCACGGACGCCUGUGAAUCGCAGUCUUCUUAUAGACCACAGAGGCGCGGCGGGGCACUGGGUCGGUGCAGGCCUCUCUCCCCAAGUGGGAGGAUUGAAUUCAGGUCCUCGGUAUGGUGUGAGUCCUCAGCAGCACACGAGUCAGUUUUCAAGAGCGAGUAGCUAUGGCAGUGUGGGCAGUUUUGGGAGCUAUGGAGAAGGUGUGACGAUGGACGGUAACUUUGAGAGUUACAUGGACGAAUCGGGUGCACGUGUGAUGGGUAUGAAUUCUCAAGCAUCAGCGGUGGGUAGCUCUCCGGAAGCAAGUUGGCAAGGGAGACCCUUAGUACCAUCUAUACAUCCGCAACAUCCAGUUCUUCGGUCACUGAAUCUGGGAGCUAGCCCAUCGUUCAAUCUCGGGGCGAGUCCAUCUGGGUUUGGGCACCCAUUUCUAUAUCAGCAGUCUCCUGGUCCUUACGGUGCGUCGCCAGGAUCGUUUCCUUCGUCACCGGCAUCCAGUUUCUUCCAGUCUAAUGGAUCUCAAUCGCAAGUGGGUUCUCCAAAUCGGUAUGGACCAGCAUCGCCUGCGCGGCAAUUGUUGGAAACAGCAGUGGUUAAUGCGAACGCUGCGCAAGGGCAUUUUCAUUGGAGGCGACCUUGGCAAGCUCCUCCUGGUUCCGGUGGGCAUGGUCAACAGCAGCAGGUCCAGCAGCAAGAGUUGGCGCAUUGGUCGAGGCUUCAGCACGGCAGUGGAAACGCGAACGCGGAUGCAACGUCGAACCUGAGUUUCGAGGGUCAAGGUGGGAUACGGAGAGGUGGUCCUCCUGCACCUCACUCUCGAGGUGCUCGAAAUAGCAGCAGUUCGGGAACUGCACAGUUGCAACGAGGGGCAUCUGGUUUUGGUCCAGGUACGCUGGGUGCGUAUCUAUCACCAAGAAGUUCUAUGGACAGUGGAGAGGAUGAUUCUGCAGUAAGCAUUCACUGGGAUCCCGAUUUCAGUGAUGAAUUUCUUCAUGAGGAUGCCCACGAAACUGGAAUAAGAAGGGGUCCUAGUAGGUCCGGUGGAGUUGUGGGUGACGGCGUCUUCGAUGGGACCACAUCGAGGAGGACGUCACAAGGGCGAAUGAGUACUUCAAGCAUGGAUAGCAUUGCGUCCUCGAAUAGCUCGCAGUCUGGGUACCCACGUCAGAGGCCUGGUCAGUUUUCUCCGAGUCAAACUUCUCCGAGUCGACUUGGCCCCCAGGUCUCCCAAGGUUUCCAUCAGCAGCGUCAACAAGGAGGUAACCAGCAGCAGCAGGCGCAACAUGCAAGGCAGCAAAUAUCACCAGAGCAAACCCCUAUGCACCCUGUUCAUCAGGUUUCCAGGAGGCAGGUGUCCGGGGAUGCGGGUGGUACAAUUGCCGGACCAGCAUUGUUUCAACAGCAUCAACAUUCCCUCCUGUUUCAACAGCAGCAGCUGCAGAACGCUAAUCACCAACAGCAUUAUGGGGUGGUUCACGGUGGUGUCGCUGUAUCGAGAGUGAAUGUCAGUCAAGGUGACCCGAAUGCGAAUGCCCCUGCUGCAACAGGGAUUGCGAUGGCUGCAGGCAUAGGUCACGAAGGUGUAGGUUAUGCGAUGCACGGUGUCCCACAUCAGCGUUAUUAUGGUGGAGAAGAGCUGCAACAUCAGUGGUCGAUUCCUCAGAAUCAAUACUUUCCGAACGAGCUUCACCAAGCCCUUGGGACUGAAGGGAGUUGGGUGAUGUUCAGGACCAAGGCCCCCGAUGCCAGGUCGACGUUGAAUGAGGGCUGUGAUGUGGCACAUGGGUUGAGUCAUUUGAGCAGGCAUGGAAUGUGGCGACAUGCGGAGGCCUUGUUGGUUUGAGCAGAAGUAUGCGAGAGUCCAAAAAUGGAUACUGAGGGGCUUGUGCUAGUAUGGCCUUACUUUGAGGCGUGUUUUAGACUUUAUGCAAGCUUCGCAAAAUAUCAACGUUCAGCUCAUUACAGGUAUGUUAGCAGCGGGUAUUUGGCCAUUUAAUUUUAAAGACCUCAUCCAAUUUGGGCUGUCCAAGAGUUGGGCAAAGCAGAAUGUUGGAGUUGGUGCGCUUCGUUCUGCAUCUUCAUGAUUCCCUUGACACAAAGGUGUCCAGGUUCCCACUUGGUUCUUAAGAAUGCCUUGGUUAGGGUGUGCACGUUCUGACAACGGAAUGCUGCAUGUGGUGGCUGACGCAGUUUAUGUGCUGUACAAAAGGAGAUCGUGGAUUGUGGGAAUGGUUUUCGUAGGCAAAGCUGUUUGAAAAUUCACCCCAAUCGGUCUGAAACAGAAGUCCUGCUGUUGUGGUUACAGAUCAGCACAAGAGUUGAUUAGUAACGUGGCAGAGCUGUAUUUGAAUUAUGAGUAUUAUUUAUUUAUUUUUAUCUCGUCAACACCCCACCACAGGCAUGACACGAUUUUAUUAUUUAUUUUUCAAGGCGUACACUUUUUUGGUUAUUUUAAAUGUAAGUCUUUUUGUUGAAUCAAACAAUCUUAAAUAUAAUGACCUGUUUACAUUUGAAGGUACAGUCUCAACUGUUAGUUGUGAGGCACUCGUGUACUAUGAGAUCAAAAUGUCUAAAUAGAGUUCAUUUUACUUCA
Molecule: messenger RNA, 5014 nt
Organism: Physcomitrium patens
Lineage: Eukaryota; Viridiplantae; Streptophyta; Bryopsida; Funariales; Funariaceae
Source: RefSeq, a predicted model, not a curated record